UGGGCUGCGUGUUGUGCAUCCUAAACAUGCAUAAGCGGGUGGAACACUAAAUGUCUCACACUUUUGGUGAAGUAUAGACUUUGGACAAUUUUAGCGACUUACUAAGCGAAAUCAUGUCAGAGAGUAUUGUAAGGAAAAUUCAACCGUUCACUAUUGGGACUAAACUUUCGGCGCCACCCGUGCCAGAUGUUUAUUUGCCAAAACAGACUUUCACGAACAACUGCAAACUCCGACACCUGAACGAACAGGUGUCUCUGUAUCUCGGUCGGUCUCAGGUGUCCGACAGGCGCUGUGGACCUCCAACAAGCCCGGUGAACCCUGUGAAUCAUCACCUGGACCACCUGAACAGAAACACGGUCUCUCCAAACGCAGCGUCCAGAUCUAUUCGUAAGAUCACUAUAUCUAGCAACAUGGAGGCCAGACUUACUCCAAGGAUGGAGUUGAAGAAAAUAAGCCCAAACUCAGAGAAUAUAAACAACAAUAAUAACAUCACUGCUAACACACAGCUGCCGAAAAUAAUGGGCGUGAGCUGCGAGAAUAAACCAAACUCACAUUUCAAGGUGUUGCUAUGCAAAGACAAGGAAAAGCAGUGCAGUGGUGACAGAGAGAAAUUAUCUUCUUCACAGAUCCAGUUUUUGAAAAGAAAUGGCAUUCCAUCGUCGGACAGUCCACACUGUGAGCACAAGGACAUGUGUGUGGUUUCAAAAGCUUCAUCAGUGCAGAAUGACCACAGUUUCAUCCAACAAAAUGCCCUCUUCAACAAAGAGAUCACUCAGGCUGAGGCGUGGAUCAGAGCGAAGCUACGAGACCUGAGGGAUGGCAGCAAUGUCCAGAGAUGUCUUCUGGUAGACUGGGACGAAGUGCGUCAAACCCUGCAGAGAGAUUUGAAGGACUUUGAGAUCACUGUUACACAACUCAGCCAGAUGGGAGAGCAGCUAAUGUGCAAGCUUAACCCGACCUCUGACCUGGUAAAGAAACAGCUGGCUCAACUCCACGACCAAUGGAGCACACUCAAACAGAUGGCAGCCAAUCAAAUAAAGGCGAUGGGCGGAGCUAAGAGUCUCCAGGAGUUUAAUAAGAAGGUGGACCGUCUAGAGGCCUGGAUCAAAGAGAAGGAAGAGGAACAAUCACUGGCCAACAUCCUUGGGGAAAACAUUGACAAGAUGCAGCUGACCAGGAAGAUCCUCGAUUUAAAACAGGAUGAGCUGCUGUAUCGUAAUCUACACGAGGAGAUCAAUCAUAUGGCAAUCAGACUGGAGAAACAGGGGAGGACGGAGGGAAAGAACAUCUCGACCCGCAGAAAACACAUCAACAAAAUGUGGCUGAAGGCUCAGUCUCACUUGAAGGACUAUCAUGAGAAUCUUCAGUGUGCUCUGGAAGUCUCGUCCUUCUACCAGCAGGCAGAUAAUGUUGUCUGUUCCAUUAAUAACAUGAGAAAAAGCCUCUCUCUAACCAAUGGUGUGGAAACCAGCCGAGACGGAGAGAUUCGGGAUAUUGCCAGUCAAAUCAUGAUGUUGGACGUGACCGUAUCUCAGCUUUUGAACCUGCAUCCAGUGUUGGUGUCCAGGGUCACACAAAAGCAAAGUGAGGUGAAGGACUGCUGGGGUCUCCUCCAGAAUGCUGUCAGGAACGAAAAGGCAACUCAUCGGCCCUCCACCUCCUCGUUAACCAGAGAAAGCAGUGACCCCGAAACCCCAAGCCAAGAGCCACCCGGCAGCGUGGGAACAGACCAAGGGAGAAUUAUGGGAAAGGAGGUGAAGGAGGAACAGAAUCGUCUGAAGGGGUUUACGGGUGGGAGAGACUGCGAGCGCCACAGUAAGCCAUCAGACUGCCAAGAUGACAUGCAGCGAUAUCCAGGAGAGAACCCAGUACCCGUCUGUGCCAGCGAUGUCAUCGUCAAACUGCAGACAACAACUAAAAGUGGGAACCCGUUGGCGCCCGAGUCCAGGGGCCACCCAGCGCUCCACACUCAACUCCAGAAAUUCACAGUGUCGGCAGACAAGACUCUGUCCUGGCUCAAAGAUAGUGUUGCCAUGGCCACUCAAAUCUGCAGCUUGUCCGGGCCGAGGGGUUUUGAAGCAGCCAAGAGACGUCAGGCCUCACUGGAGCAGGACAUCCUGUCCAACAGAGCCAGAAUAGAACUGGUCAAGAGGGAGGGUCACAGUCUGGUUCGAGCUCAACAUCCGGGCAGCACAAAGAUCCAGGAGUUUCUGAGUCAGCUGGAGGUUUUGUGGGAGGAGCUGAAGAGAAGGCAUCAGAGGAAUGGACUGGUGCUACAGGUCUCAGAGGAGCUCAACUGCAGGGUGGUGCGGGUGCUGCAGUCUUUAUGCAGUCUGGAGGCGUGGUUGGAGGCGGUGGAGUUGUCCAUCAGACAGGCAUCUCUAGCGGGUGACCCAGAGUCUGUGAGCGUGGCAGAGCAGGAGAGCUGUCAGCUGGAGCGAGAACUGCAGGACAGAGGUCUAGAACUGCAGAACCUCAGACAGGAAGUGCAUCAUCUGAGCAGUCAACGACACCUGCACACUCAGCUGCUACCUGCACGCCUCAAAGAUGUCAUGGAAAAGUUCAGCAGUGUUCAGGCAGCACUGACCCAGCAGAGCUCUAAACUGAAGGACACUCGUAUGCUCACAGAGUUCCUGGAGAAGGUGGAACUGGAGGAGAGCCACUACUGCACCGUCGGAAAGCCCCUGUGUGGAGAUCUUGACUCAGGACCUUCUCUUCUGAGUGAUCGUGAUGAACCCCUGAUGGAGAGCAUUGGAAACCCCGUGGAAGAGCUCAGAGAAGCUGUGGAGAUGCUGAAUGACAUGGCGCGGGAGAGAGGACGCUCACAGUCACAUGAUCAGAGCAUCCAGGAACUUCUCAGCAGGCAUUCCAUGUUGUCCACACGGGUCGAGCAGUGUCUGCAGCGUUGUGCAGAACUUGCCGUAGACGUGCUGGAGAUGGAGAGUGAGAUUGCCAUCAGAUGCGAGCCAGAUCGUUGCGGACUGGAUAGACUGCAGGAGGACCAGGACCAGCUGGAGUCAGAAUACAAGGUGUUGAAGGUGGAGAUGGAGGCCGUGGAGAAUCUGGCUGCUGGUUUGAUAGAUGUGUGUCCAGAUAGAAUACACACAGUACAGACUGACAUAAAUACCAGCCUGCACGCCUGGCAAGAACUUGACAAGAGUGUAGCGGAAAACAGGAGGAGACUCCGACAGUUUGACCAGCUGCGGCAGUUCUUCAGAAACUACCUGGCAAUGAUCUCUUGGACAGAAGACACCCGCUCCUGUAUCUUCUCAGAAAGUGCUCUGCGUCAAAGCCGAGAGAAUCAGGAGCCGUUGGUUGAGGUUCUGGAUCGACAGAUUGAACAGAAGUUUGAGGAGUUCGAUAAGCUCACUGUCACUGGGAAGAAGCUUUUUGAUGGUGAACACCAUCUAAACAAAAUGAUCAGCGAGAGGAUGGAGGAGCUCCGGAGCAUGCUGGGAUGGAUCCUGGUCCAUUGGAGGGCUCAGAAGGAUCAGCUGUUGACCAGAAAGAAAACUGAGGAAGCCCACACAGAUGCCAUUUAUUCAGAAGCCACCGUGUGCACUCUGCAGCCGCAGCUGGAAACCUCACCAGAGGAAUCUCAGAAGAGCUUAGAGAGCUUAAGUGUGCUUCCUGCUGAUCUGGAGGAUAGUUUACAGCACAAUGAUGGAUAUGAGGUGAUGAAGAGCAUUAGUCCUAGAGGAAGUGAUGUCAACAGUAACAUAGAGAGGCCUGAUUCACCCUACCUGAUGCUGAAGGAGCCCAGUUCGUCGGCUCUAGGGGGCACUGUUAACCUCAUCUUGAGCUUCAGUAACUCUGGAGACACACAAAUCCAGGUACAGGAGCCUGGCGGGGAGGGUGGCGUACCGAUGCCUGAGCCUGUGCACAGGCUCGCUGAGUCUUACUCUUCUGCCUGUAAAAGCUUUUGGAAACGCUGCCAGGGGCUUUUUGGUAGUUUAAAGCAAAAGAAAAAGAUCUAUCGACACAGUACAGAAGAGGUAAGUACUUACUUGCAUGUUACAGACAACAACACAUCAAUAGCCCCAGUUUAUGAGAGUAUGACGCUGCCCAGAAGGAAAACCCAGCAGCCCUCCUCCUCCUCCUCCUCUCCCAGGACCUCCCCAUACUCUUUCUCCUCCCCCUGUACCUCCCCAUACUCCACGUCCUCAAAUGAAGAUACCCUUAAGCAGGCCAACAACUCCUCCCUUCACCUGCUGCCAAAGAGUGGCAACAUCUCGAUCUUCAGCAGCCUGAAGAGGAAGAGUAAGAAAAGGAAGAUGAAAGAUGACCGUAGACACACCAUUCAGAAGAUCAUGGGAGAGGAGCCUGAAGAGGAGGUCGCUUUGCCACCUGUAUGUGAACCAUCGACGUACAGUACACACACUUGGCCUCUGAAGGAAAGGAAGAAGCGUAAAAAUGCAACGAAACCAAAGAGUGAUGGGAUCCAGGUCUUGGAUUACAUGAAGAACCCUUUGGUGCAAGACAUAGAUGCAGAAUGUUCUCAAGAGGUUGGAGCUCCAGAAGAACACCUCAGAAUUACCACCAAAGGACAUGUGAAGAAUCACUGCAGGUUCCUCUCCUUGGGGUCAGUCUUAAGCUUCGACCUGCCAAAGGAUAUGAGCCUCAUCCCUAGCAUUCAAGAUGUCAUUACAAUUGGACCUGCUGAGCCAAAGAAGACAGAUCCUCAUAACCAGGACUCUCAGUCUGAGCGUCCGAUAGCUCUGAGCACCUUCAAAUUAGCACGUUCACCCCCAACACAAAAAGACGAGCCUAAGCACACAUCUCCAGGUGAAAUCACCCUUAGGAUUGACUGUAAAGAUGCUAAAAACAUCAGCGUUGAAACUGUCUCAUUUACUGAAGAUAAAUUCCCUCCUCCACCUUCUCCAGUCAUCAAAGACAUCUCCUUUGAAGGGAACCACACCUCUAUAUCCAGGGAUCUGAUUGAUGUUCAACUAAAACGUCUCUCUGGGAUCAGUAGACUGCCCAAAGAAGAGGAAGUUAAUUGGGACACAAUGCCAACUCAACUUAACUACAAAGAGAUCCUUCAAGAUGCAGGCCAAGGCACAACCAACCACAGUCACAGCCCAACUACGGCAGAGAUUCAUGUCCCAUGUCCCAGUGUCCAUACUUUGAUUCACAAUCUUAACGGACACAUGUUCCACAAGCCAGCCAAGACCUCAAGCUCUCAACCAUUGAGAGACAGUCCCAACCCACUUCAGAACCAUGCAUCUCACGUGGUUCUGAACUUUAGAGCCAAUGGAAGGAAUGACUCUGUGGACUCUGGACACUCUAGCUCUGGAAGCUUCAAGCUAUGUGCUGAGGGUCCGUUCCUGGAAACCUCGGAGUGUCCAGUGUUCAAGAGGACAAUGGCAAAGGUGUCAUCAUUUGAGGCAGAAGUCUCCAACAAGAACUUAGAUUGCUCCAUGCAAAAGAGCCUUGCAUUAUCCAUCGACGAUCCUGUCCACCCUGACCACCAGCAGUUUGAGCAAGAAGAGGAGGAGUUGGAGGACAUCUGGAAUCACACCAACAGCUAUCGACAGAGUGUAUGUUCAGACAUCAUGUAUAACAGUUAUCAGGCUUUGCCAGCAAGCUCCUCUCCAGAAAAGAAUAGGGAGUCCUCACCCAAGGAUCAAGCGGUACUCUUCAGGAAGUUGGUUACUGCCUCUGCACCUAAUCUUCUAGUGGCAGAGUUCAAAUUGCCAUCAUCUAUCCAGACUUUAGUGGGUUGUGGGAAGCAGCAGGAUGCAAGGGAAGAAGCUCUGGGCAGUGGGAACAGAAGUUCUUGGGCUGCAUUCACUCAACAAGAACAGGUUUACAAACAUGUUGCUGUUAAUGAAACCGCUUCAGAUCUUGUUAAACUGCCAGAAAUAGAGGACCAGCAAAAGUAUAUCUACCAUUAUAGAGAGGAGGAGGAAGAUGAGGAGGAGGAAACAGGGUUUCUGAAGGACCAGUCUAUGAGCCUCCUGUCUGUUCAUAUGGGUUUGGAGACAGAUGACUCUGAUAUCCAGAGUGGGAGGCAAGAACUGCCAUCUAUGGAAGGUACACUGGAGAGAAAACAUAAACUGCAAUUGGGGGGAAAGAAGGCCCUGUGCAGGACAUGGAACUCUUACCAUGCCAUCUUGUACAAACAAACAAUGUGUUUCUAUGAAGACAGGAAAGAUACAUUCAGGAGCUGUGCGACCAGCCUGCCUCUGAAUCUAAUCGGAGCAGUGUGUGAGCCAUCACCAGAGUACACCAAAAAACCCAACUGCUUCUGCUUGAGAUUGCGUGACGGAUCCGAGUAUCUCCUAAGUUCCUCCUCACGAUUUAUGAUGAAGAAAUGGAUCCUUAGAAUCCAAGCAAACACUGCAUCUGGUGAAUCUGGAGUGAACACAUCAUGUCACAGACCCUCAGCACAAACUCAGUGCUCCAGACAUUCCCCAUCUAUCAACAUCUGUCAGUGUGCAGAUAAAUGUCACUGCUCCAUGAGAAAUUAUGUCAGCUCCACCAUUUUACCGAGUCAGUCUGCUUUAGGAAGAACCAAAGAAAUCAUCGUCCACACCACUGAUGGUUUACAGAUCCUUCAGAGGCAUCAGGACCUGUUGCUCACCUCAUCCUCAGAGGGAGUGUUUGACUUUCAUGGUGAAUCUCUGAGACAGAAGCUGUCCUCUGUGUCCACCAUUCAGGGUUGGACCAGUGAAAAGAGACGCUCACACUCCUUUACCUCAGGAAUGAUGAAGCAGCAUGGGACUUCACACUGCUCCAGUGAUCUAUUGAAGAUCUGUGUGAAGAUGGGGGCCAGCUGGUUAGCACAGGAUCGAAGACACGCUGCCACAUACCAGAGGAUAAAGCCUGUAAUAGCGCCACCUACAGGCAGAGGCCAGGAUAACAACUCCAGUUAUUCUGUGACUUUAUUCAUUGGAGACAGAGAGAUGCCGUCAGUCUCUACAAACACGAUGUUGGCUCCGACAAAUGCCGUCAGACAGGAGUCGAUCUCUGAACUUCCUCUACGGAACUACACGAGCCUUCCACGACCACGGAACAAGUCCGUCUUCAGGAAGUUCUUCGGGAAAAAAGAGUGACAUAUUGAGAAACACUGUCAUGUGCAGGACACAAGUUUAAAGCUUCUUAAAAAGCUUGUUUUUUCUUAUACAUAUUUAUGGAUCAGAUGGCAAGAACAAUUUUUUAUAGUUUUAAAUGAGAAAUCAUAUUUUUGUGUUGCUUGGGUGAACUAUCCCUUUAAUCUCGAAAUUUUCCCGUGUUGAAAUGGCUUUUCAGAAAACAUAUGUUUAUAAAUGAGUGUGGUUUGCUGUGGACAGGCUGACAGCUAUAAUGUACUGCAGUAAUUUAUCUACUGAUAUGAGACUUUUGAUACCUAAUACGUUCAAUGUUCCCACCACAUUCCUUUUGAGGUGGUCCAGUCUGUUUUCAAUUUAUGUCUCAAUGUUUUUCAUUUUUGUGGAUUGCAGUUUAUGGUGAUUAAUAUCUUACAAUUUCAAUAUGUCCAGUCAUAGCUUUAUUUUCCUGUGGUUAUGGCACAUAGCAUUUGUCAUGGUUUCUAGUGUUAAGCCUUAAAGGAACAGUUCACCCAAAUAAGAAAAUUCUGUCAUCAUUUAUUCGCCCUUGUGUCGUUCCAAAUGCAUUUUUAGGUGAACUAUUUCUUAAACAAGUGUUUUUCCA
This is a messenger RNA of Myxocyprinus asiaticus (Chinese sucker), 7656 nucleotides long. RefSeq lists its product as uncharacterized. Gene Ontology annotation, molecular function: actin filament binding; phospholipid binding. The transcript is spliced from 34 exons. Gene Ontology annotation, biological process: muscle cell development; actin cytoskeleton organization. Bases 114 to 7058 code for a protein of 2314 amino acids. The record is from RefSeq and is a predicted model, not a curated record. Lineage: Eukaryota; Metazoa; Chordata; Actinopteri; Cypriniformes; Catostomidae. Gene Ontology annotation, cellular component: Z disc; cortical actin cytoskeleton; cell projection.